AUGGCUAUCGAGUCGCUCGUCCCCUUGGUAAAAGACCAGCCGAACCGCGGUCUACUCGAGUCCCUGGGUAAGAAUUCAGCGGUUCUUAUACGCCUCGAACAGGACUUCAAGGAUGUACUCGGCGGAAGGCAUAUUCGUAUUAUCUCUUUCUACGAAACGGAGAAGUCCCGCACCGCGAUCAAGAAAAACGGCCGGUGGGAACUCUCCGGACCUUUGAGAGUCUUGGUUGAUGUUUCAUCCGCGACAUGCGGCAGUAAAAACCAACACCCAAUCGGCCGAUGUCACUCCGAGAUGGUGAAAUAUAGCGACCAAUAUGAUGCCCUAUAUCAACGAGUUAAAACAGCUCUACGGCCACUACUGUUGGAAGCACGAAGCACGCGUGGUAUUGUGAUUGCAGAAGCUGGAAAUAACUUAAACACCUGUGGGUGGCUCCUCGAUGACCCACAGUACAAAGACUGGAUGAACAAGCCAAGAGGUCUUUUCUGGAUCAAAGGGAAUCCCGGAGCCGGCAAAUCCGUUCUCAUGAAGUUUGCUGCUCAGAUGGCCCACAGAAAAUAUGGAGAGCUUGUGGUGUCUUUCUUUCUACACGGUCGAGGAACGCUUUUUCAGAAGACGCCAUUGGGUGUUUUCCGUGCACUGUUAAAUACCCUGCUCAAAUCAUUCCCAACCUACCUCUCUGAGCUCACUGCCCAGUUCGAGGAUCGUGAGAAACGAUUUGGAUCGUAUGAGGAAAAUAGAUGGACUUGGGGGGAAAAAGAGCUCCAAGAAUUUCUGUUCCGAGUUCUGACAAAAGGGACGAAGGCCCAUCCUGUUGUCAUUUUUGUCGACGCGCUUGACGAGACGGGUAAAGACGCUGCAAGAAGCUUGCUAUCGUACUUCAGAGAUAUUAUGAGAGACGUUGAGCGCGAUGAGGGACUGGUAAAGAUAUGUGUUUCUUCUAGACACUAUCCUAUCCUUGGCCUCGACAUCUUCCCAACUAUUUCCGUGGAAGAGCGAAAUGAUCAAGACAUUCGAUUGGUCAUUCGAAAUAGGCUCGAACAAGUCCAACCAGACUCAAAGCGUCAGCAAAUUGAAAAGGAGAUCCUGUUAAAAGCUCAAGGAGGAUUUCAAUGGGCGGUCCUAGUUUGUAAUAUGGUGAUUGAGGAGAACGACAAUGGCACCAAGGCGGACAUCCUGCAGGAAAAGCUCGUCACCAUACCGGAAGCUCUCGAUGAACUUUAUGCGAGCAUUAUGUGUAGUGUUCCGGAAACCGAAAGGCAGCAGACUGUCAAGUUGUUCCAAUGGGUCCUAUUCACAGCACGGCCGUUGUCUGCGCAAGAGCUUCGGGACGCACUUUCUAUCGAUAAGGACAUGCAGUGCAAUACCGACAUUCGAAAGCAUUCAAGUUGGUCUGACACUCUGCCUGAGUUCGAGAGGCAUGUUAAGCACCUUUCAAGGGGGCUGGUUGAAUUUCAAACCCGCGAGGUUUGGGAGCAAUAUGGUCCUGACGGGGAAGACCCCGACAGGGAGGCUCAAUUGAUCCACCAAUCAGUUGCUGACUACUUGCUCAAGAAUUUCCUUAGCCAUGUUGAACAUGACCUAAAUAUUUCUCAAUCUCCAGUCGCAGCUGGUCAUUUUCAAAUAUCGAGAUCCUGUCUCAGAUACUUGACGCUAGAGGAAGUGAUAGAAGAAGCUCAGUGGAGGCCAAGUAAACUCCGGAUAAGGUUCCAACUGGUCCCAUACGCUGUGCGGUUCCUGUUGCACCAUAUCCAGGAGGUGGAAGAAGAGGGAAUCGCCCAAUCUGAUCUCCUCUCUCUCAUUCAAUCAGAUCGACAACCAGACAUGCAGAGAAUCGGCAGUGUAUGGAGUGUGUCCGAUCCUGAUUGCAUUUACGCGCCUAUAGGCUGGCCCUUUGCUCAAGCAACCGCGCUUCAUGUUCUUAUCGCGCUGGGUUCGAAGAGCGCUUUUGACGAAUUCUUGCAGCAAGAUGAUGUGCAAUUUGACGGUAGAGACGCCGAAGGGAAUACGCCAUUACUUCUCGCGAUCAGAGAGGACAAGCAGGAUAUGGCCCUAGCGCUGCUCAAUCGGUCGAUCAUGUGGCGGCUUCAACAAAAUGAAGGCGUUGAGCAGAGCAUCAACGGUGCGAGAACCAGAGAACCGGAAAGAAGUUACCUUGUGGAUACUAACACCGAGAAUAAUGAUGGUGAAACGCCACUGACUGUUGCCAUAACAAACAAUACCAGAGAGGUGAUCCAUACAUUGCUUGAAGCAGGGGCUGACCCUAAAUAUCUUAGCCAAGAGAGCGCCCUCAUUUCCUAUACCAUUCGUAACAGGGACGAGCCUCUACUCAUGAAGCUUAUUGAGAAAAAAGUGAAACUAGAUGGGGCCGUCCAUCUCGCACUGAAAGAGAUUAAGGACAACGAGGAUCUUCUUAAACGAGUCAUAUUGGAACUUCUGCAGGCUGGAGCCAACACGACGAGGCUACCGGAAUUCGACAGGGACAAUGGAACCCAUUGCGAAGAUGAAACUGAAGAUGAAAAUGAACAUGAAACUGAUGAUGUAUAUGAUGAUGAUGAUGAUGAUGAUGAUGAUGAGGCUAUUCUCUUAGCUUCACGAAGUGGACAAACAGCGAUUGUGAAUCUUCUUCUUUUGUACGGCGUUUCAGCAACUUCUCAGAAUCUGAAUGCGGACUUUCCAUUAUAUGUUGCUGUGGAAAAUGGUCAUAGGGAAAUCGUUGAAAUCUUGCUCCAGAAAGAGCCUGCCGCAGUUGAGAUGGAAGGAAGAUAUGGUCAGCGAGCCCUAGUCGUGGCAAUAGAUCACGAUGAGAUUGAGAUCGCCAAACUACUUGUUCAGCAAGGGAGAUUUCAACAGUCGAGUGCAACGCUGCUGAAAGGCCUUUCUAGGGCCAUUGAAAAGGACAUGCCGGAUUUGGUGGAAAUUAUCCUACGAAAAGAUGAGAGCUUGGUAGACAAAGUGUUCGCCUCAAAUAGAUGCGGAGCAGUUGUCAAUCGACUCCUUAAGGCAGGGAUUGACCCGGAGUUCAAUGGUAGCCUGAGUUGGACACCGCUGUUUCUGGCCGCGGAGAAAGGGCAUGAAGUAGUGGUUAAGGUACUUCUUGAAGCAGGAGCCACGCUAGAGGCUAAGGCUGGCAGGAGUGAGACACCACUAUCCCGUGCAGCACGGAAUGGGCGUGAGGCUGUGGUUAAGCUGCUUCUUCAGACUGGCGCCAAUCCAGAGACAAAGGAUAUCUAUAAUAAGACGCCACUAUUUUUGGCAGCAGAGAGCGGGCAUGAAGCAGUGGUUAAGCUGCUUCUUCAAGCUGGCGCCAACCUAGAGUCAAAGGGUAGCUGGUUGGAUCACACACCACUAUCACGUGCAGCAUUGAAUGGGUACCCAGCAGUGGUUAACCUACUCCUUGAGGCAGGUGCCAAUCCGGAGUCAAAUGAUAUCUAUAACCAGACGCCACUAUCUUGUGCAGCAGCGAAAAGGCACAAGGGAGUGGUCCAGCUACUGCUUGACGCAGGCGCUAACCCAAUGGAUAGCUCUAGAUUGGCGCGCUAUCAUGGAGCAGCAGUGAAGGGGAGUGAAGCAGUGGUCCAGCCAUUUAUUGAGUCACGCGCCAAUCCCGACGAUUGUGCUUCAAGUUUGAGUUUCCUGUUCUCGUCGUCCAUGAGUGCAUCCGGUCCUGAUCCACUUCCGAGAACCGUCCAAGAGUGA
Messenger RNA from Aspergillus fischeri NRRL 181, 3696 nucleotides. RefSeq names its product Ankyrin repeat protein. The transcript has 3 exons. The record is from RefSeq and is a predicted model, not a curated record. The coding region runs from base 1 to 3696 and encodes 1231 amino acids. Gene Ontology annotation, molecular function: protein binding. Lineage: Eukaryota; Fungi; Ascomycota; Eurotiomycetes; Eurotiales; Aspergillaceae.